Molecule: messenger RNA, 1007 nt
Organism: Fusarium oxysporum Fo47
Lineage: Eukaryota; Fungi; Ascomycota; Sordariomycetes; Hypocreales; Nectriaceae
Exons: 2
Coding region: 83-793 (236 amino acids)
Source: RefSeq, a predicted model, not a curated record
CCAUUAUUGACUUCGCCGUGUCGCGCAAAAACACGCUUAUAAGCUAGAGUCAACUUGCGACAGCAAUUGUUACGUCAUCAUCAUGUCGGACGGAAUCGCUCCAGCUAUAGACAAAGUCGGCGCACCUGAACCCACGGCCCCCGAGGCCGAGGCCGGCGCUCCCACUUUGGACACAACGACAGCUCCUUCGGAGCCCGCCAAGCCGGAGGAGACCAAGCCAACUGACGGAGUCGGUGGUCUCCGCGCCCCGCCGAAGCCCGUCGAGGUUGCGUCUGUGCCAGAGACACCCGUCAACAACAUGACACCCGCAGGUGGCACUCCACGACCCGUGCUCAACCUCGAAGAAGAACCAAAGGAAACGCCAAAGAAUGAGGAUGAGAAUGCGUUCAUCACUGAUGCUCCAACUUCGGCGCCUGCUGUCUCCGCCCCAAAGGAUGUCCCUAUGACUGACAAUGCUGCCGACGACAAGCCCGCGGGCAUCAACGGCGCCAGUAAGCCUGAAGUCAGCGACAUCGCCGAAGCGGCUGCAGGCGAAAAGCGUAAGGCUGAGGAGCCUCCUGCCGCUACCAACGGCGCAUCCGCCCCCGAUGCGGCAGAGAAGUCGGAAUCGGAGGUGCGUGCCGAGAAGAAGGCUCGCGUUGAAGACGUCGCAGAUGAGCCGACCGCCACUGAGAAUGCUUCGCCAAAUGGUAAGCACGAAAACGGGAAAGCUGCGAAGAAGGACAAGAAGGCCACCCCGGUUGCUGGGAAAACGGCACGCAAGACGCGAAGUCAGGGUCCUGUUGAGGUUUAGCAGCAAUGCGAAAUGGCAGGCUUUUCCUUGAUCUAUCAUGAUGGUUUAUGAAUGCUGCGGCACAUGAGUUAGGGGUGGGACGGCGAAAAUGGCGGAUGGGAACGGGAAAAGGAACAUCAUCCCGAGAUCUGCCUGGUUCAAGGAUUUGUGGGUAUAUUUGUGCGUCAGGUAGUAAACAUUGUUUGCAUUUGCCAUUUCAUUAAUUAUACAGUGC